Molecule: messenger RNA, 3177 nt
Organism: Alosa alosa (allis shad)
Lineage: Eukaryota; Metazoa; Chordata; Actinopteri; Clupeiformes; Clupeidae
Gene: copg2
Product: COPI coat complex subunit gamma 2
Biological process (GO): organelle transport along microtubule; intracellular protein transport; endoplasmic reticulum to Golgi vesicle-mediated transport
Cellular component (GO): endoplasmic reticulum-Golgi intermediate compartment; endoplasmic reticulum; Golgi membrane
Molecular function (GO): structural molecule activity
Source: RefSeq, a predicted model, not a curated record
GUGACGUCGAAUUCGUCGACGUGUAGCAAAAAUUUAGCUGCCCCAGCUGACGACGUGGAAGUCCAGACCUAUGAUCUGAAGGAGUACACAGAAAGACCACUCGUUACUCAAAACAUUCCGCAUAAUGAUUAAGAAAUUUGACAAGAAGGAUGAGGAGUCAGGAAGUGGCUCCAAUCCAUUUCAGCACUUGGAGAAGAGUGCCGUGUUACAGGAGGCUCGUAUUUUCAACGAGACCCCCAUAAACCCACGAAGAUGUCUCCACAUCCUCACCAAAAUAAUCUACCUCCUUAAUCAGGGGGAGCAUUUUGGAACGACCGAGGCCACUGAGGCAUUCUUUGCCAUGACGAGACUCUUCCAGUCCAAUGAUCAAACACUCAGAAGGAUGUGCUACCUGACAAUCAAGGAGAUGGCCAACAUUUCUGAGGAUGUCAUCAUUGUGACCAGCAGUCUGACCAAGGACAUGACUGGGAAGGAGGACGUGUACAGGGGCCCUGCCAUUAGAGCUCUUUGCAGGAUCACUGACACUACCAUGCUGCAGGGAAUUGAGAGGUACAUGAAGCAGGCUAUUGUUGACAAGGUGUCCAGCGUGUCCAGUUCAGCAUUAGUCUCCUCUCUGCACAUGGUGAAGAUGAGCUAUGAUGUGGUGAAACGCUGGGUCAACGAAGCUCAGGAGGCAGCCUCCAGCGAUAACAUCAUGGUCCAGUACCACGCCCUGGGACUUCUCUACCACCUGAGGAAGAACGACCGCCUGGCUGUCUCCAAGAUGCUCAACAAGUUCACCAAAUCAGGGCUCAAGUCUCCCUUUGCCUACUGCAUGCUCAUCCGCAUUGCCAGCAAGCUUCUGGAGGAGAGUGAGGGAGGUCACGACAGUCCGCUGUUUGACUUCAUUGAGAGCUGUCUGAGGAACAAGCAUGAGAUGGUGGUGUAUGAAGCCGCCUCUGCCAUUGUCCACAUGCCAAACUGCACUGCCAGGGAGCUCGCACCCGCUGUGUCAGUGCUCCAGCUCUUCUGCAGUUCCCCCAAGGCUGCAUUGCGUUAUGCUGCAGUCAGGACCCUCAACAAGGUGGCAAUGAAGCACCCAUCUGCAGUGACCGCCUGCAAUCUGGACCUGGAGAACCUGAUCACCGACUCCAACCGCAGCAUCGCCACGCUGGCCAUCACCACGCUGCUCAAGACAGGCAGCGAGAGCAGCGUUGACCGCCUGAUGAAGCAGAUCUCCUCCUUCGUCUCCGAGAUCUCUGACGAGUUCAAGGUGGUGGUGGUCCAGGCUAUCAGUGCCUUGUGCCAGAAGUACCCCCGCAAGCACAGCGUCAUGAUGAACUUCCUGUCCAACAUGCUCCGAGAUGACGGUGGUUUCGAGUACAAGCGGGCCAUCGUGGACUGCAUCAUCAGCAUCAUCGAGGAGAACCCGGAGAGCAAGGAGACGGGCCUGGCGCACCUGUGCGAGUUCAUCGAGGACUGCGAGCACACGGUGCUGGCCACCAAGAUCCUGCACCUGCUGGGCAAGGAGGGUCCGCGUACGCCCUCGCCCUCCAAGUACAUCCGCUUCAUCUUCAACCGCGUGGUGCUGGAGAGCGAGGCUGUCCGUGCUGCUGCAGUAAGUGCUCUGGCCAAAUUUGGGGCCCAAAACGACGACCUGUUACCAAGCGUGCUGGUGUUGAUGCAAAGGUGUAUGAUGGACAGCGAUGACGAGGUGAGAGACAGAGCCACCUUCUACAUGAACGUGCUGCAGCAGAAACAGAAGGCCCUGAAUGCCGCCUACAUCUUUAACGGGCUCUCGGUGUCUGUGCCUGGCCUGGAGAAGUCUCUGCACCAGUACACGCUGGAGCCCACAGAGAAGCCGUUCGACAUGAAGACGGUGCCUCUGGCGACCCAGCCCAUCUCCGAACAGAAGACAGAAAUCGCACCAGUUGCCACCAGCAAGCUUCCUGAGAAGCUGGCCCCGUCGCGGCAGGACAUCUACCAAGAGCAACUGUCGGGUAUCCCCGAGUUCCAGGGCCUGGGGCCGCUCUUCAAGUCGUCGGAGCCCGUGCAGCUGACGGAGGCCGAGACGGAGUACGUGGUGCGCUGCAUCAAGCACACGUUCACCGGCCACAUGGUCUUCCAGUUCGACUGCACCAACACGCUCAACGACCAGCUGCUGCACGUGAUGGUGCAGAUGGAGCCGUCGGAGGCCUACGAGGUGCUGCAGUACGUACCCGCCGCCAACCUGCCCUACAGCCAGCCGGGCUCCUGCUACACGCUGGUGCGCCUGCCCGAGGACGACCCCACCGCAGUUUCUUGUACGUUCAGCUGCACUUUGAAGUACCUGGUGCGUGACUGUGACCCCAACACAGGAGAGCCAGAUGACGACGGUUACGACGACGAGUAUGUGUUGGAGGAUCUGGAGGUAACGGUGGCAGACCACAUCCAGAAGGUCUUAAAACCCAACUUCGGCGCCGCCUGGGAGGAGGUGGGCGAUGAAUUUGAGAAAGAGGAGACGUUUGCGCUGGCCUCCGUACGAACAUUGGAAGAGGCAGUCAACAAUAUCAUUAGCUUCCUGGGUAUGCAGCCAUGUGAACGCUCUGACAAAGUCCCAGAGAAUAAGAACUCACACGUGCUGUUCCUCGGUGGUGUGUAUCGUGGCAGUCAUGACGUGCUAGUGCGCGCUCGUCUGGCCCUGGCAGAUGGCGUGACCAUGCAGGUGACGGUCAGGAGCAGCGAGGAGACCGUCGUAGACGUCAUCCUGGCCUCUGUGGGCUAGACGGCCAGACAGGACGUCACGACUGGGCCGAGGACGAGGAUUGCUUCGUUUUUUCCUCCUCCACCCAGAGAGCGAGUUAGUCAGUCGUGCUUUUAAGGACUCUUAUCCUCCAUCACUACCCCCCUCCUCGCCCCCUCUCCAUCACAGCCAACUAUUUCAGUGCUAUCUACUACAGGAGAGCUGAAAAAAGUGUCAAGUUCUAAUCAAAAGUCCGACUCAAACAGAAGGAAAACAACUUACUUGUGUAUGGCCCACAGAGUUAUUUUCAAUGCCUCACAAAUGAUCGAUGUAUUGCCUUUCUAUCUCCUUUGUUUGUCUUGCCGUUUAUCUUGGAUUCGUGUUCUCUCUCCAGCAGAAUGUGGUCUUCAUUGUGGGCUGUGAUGCCGCUUCAUUUUCGUAUAUUAACACAAAUAAAUGAUGAACAAGGGAUUACA